UUUGUUACACACACACACACACACACACACACCAACACCAAAGUGAUGCCAACCACUCCAUGACUGGGCGGUAUGUCUGUCGAGGCGGUAUAAUCUAAAACCAACCCGGGAUUUUAUGGAGCAGUGGAUGUGUUGACGGAGAUGCGACGGCGCAUGAAAAAGACACUUCGUCUCCACGGUGGGCUGAACUAUGAUCGGCGAUAAACGAGCAGAGGAACACGGAGAGAGAAAUCUGAGUCACUAUAAUCCAUCUGGACGUCGGGGGAGAAGAUGAGGACCGUGAUGGCUUCGUUGAAAACAGCAUUAUUCGUAUUUCUACACGGGGUGCUCCAGACCACCGUGUGUCGUGACGUAACUCUUCCCCCAGGAAUCCUCUACCGCGUUGCAGGGUUCCCCCUCUCCCUGCCCUGUGCCGUAUCAGGGUACGAAGGCUCACGUACGCAGGAGUUUGAGUGGUUCCUGUACAGAGAUGACGCUGGUGGGAGGCAGAUGGGAGUGGUGUCCACCAGGGACAGUGGCUUCCCUUAUGCCCCGUUUCAGGCCCGGGUGCACAACAGGGAGGUAAGGGUGGAGAGGGACUCAGGGGACAAGGUCCGGCUGGUGAUCCAGAGACUCAGGGCCGAAGACCAGGGGAAGUAUGAGUGCUACACGCCAAGCACGGACAGCACCUACCAGGGUAGCUACAGCGCAACAGUGCCUGUCAAAGUGAUCCCUGACACACUCCAGAUCAGCUAUUCCCGCUCACUCACUGGCCAGCCCGUGCCAGAGGGUGCUGAAUUAACUCUGACAUGCUCAGCCGGCAUCCAGUCGGAGCAGCUCACCCAUCUGUCCAUCACGUUUGGGAAGCGUAGUGGUGGAGAGGGUUUGGAGAGUGGAGCAGGAGGGGACCGCACCGUUAGAGAGAUUAUCUCCAUCGACAAGAUGCUGGGGGUCGUCCCCGGACGUUCGUACAAGAAGCGUUACGACGACGGAGAGAUCACGCUGGAGAAAAGGAACGGGGAGGCUGGACUUGAUGUAUACGUGAUGAAGAUGAGAGGUGUGCAGCCAGAUGACACCGGCUCGUAUUUCUGUGAGGCCUCGCAGUGGAUUCUGGAUCCUGAUCGAUCAUGGCAGAAGAUCGCACAACGGACGCUGGACAUUGGCAACUUGACUGUGCAGCAGCUAGUGGAGUCUAUGAGUGUAACAUCCUCGCCCAGAGGGGAGGUGACCUUGCAGGUCGGUUCCCCUCUCAUCCUGACCUGUGAGGUGUUGGGGCUGCCAUCUGAAGUAAGCUCGGGCCUGCUGGUUAAGUGGAUGAAGAGGGGAUCUGUAAGAAGCGAUGUAGCUGGGACCGGAGGAGUUGAGGUGGAGGUGGCCAGAAUGAGCCCAGAUGGUGUUGUGAGCUGGGGGGACGACCUCAGCCGAGCUAGUGGGGGAUCUAUGGAGAAAGUGGCAGAGGGGAGGUACUCUUUGAAACUAUUCUCAGCCCGCCCCUUAGACUCAGGGGUGUAUCGGUGUAUGGUGAGUGUGUACGCUGGAAGAAGAAACCCUGGACCGUCUACUCCUGCAACACUCACCCAGAGGUCUGAGGGAGUCACCAUAAACCUCAAGACCAAAGAUGUGCUAGUUUCCGCUGUAGCUCAGAUUCCUCGAGGCCCCCUGUUAAAAAGAGGCAGCACCAUCACCCUGAUCUGCAACGCCACCGUGACAACCACAGGUCCCGCCCAGGCACAGGUGCAGUGGCUGCGGUGGCCAAUCCCUGAACCAGUUACUAAGAAGAGACAGAGUCCAGCAUCUGAUAUCACUCUACCAGAGCCCACUGUUGAGGAAAAACCCAGACUGGUAGCUGCCCUCAUGUACGACGGUGUUGCAAAGAUCUACGCCAACGGCAGUGAUGUUAGCGUCGACCGCUUGUCAGCUGUCAGCUACAGACUGAGGGUCCACACAGCAACAAUCGAUGACCAGGGCAUGUAUACGUGUCAUGCCGAGGCGUGGGGGCGGGACCCACAUGGGGGCUGGUACAACACAGGGGCCAAAGCGGAGUCAAAUGCAGUGACUGUGUACCUGUAUGCUAGAGCUGCUGACCUCCUGCUCAUCCCUUUGGUUGUCGGAGUCUCCUCUGCCUUGUUUGUAGGCAUCGUGAUCAUCGCAACAGUAACCUGUUGCUUUAUGAAGCAACUGGCAAGGCAGCGUGCUCAAAAAUAGGAGUCCCCUGUCACCGCCUGUCUGAAUUUUCGCAACGAGGCGCAAAGAGGUGACGCACAGAAUAUAAUGGAUGAAAUGGCCAACAAAUAAAUAAAGGGAAACAUGGCACCCUGUUAGAUGAUUUUCUGUGUUUUGACCUACCUAUUUAACAGUUAAUGCCAAAAGAUUAUAUUUUAUAAUCUCUUGUAUUUUUAUAUUCAAACCUCUGAAAACAACAAUUUUAGUGAUUGCUGCGACAAGUAACCAGUAGGUAGAUUUUUGAAGCCACCAUCCAAUGACCCCUCUCCACUCCUCAAGUUUUUAGUUUCCUUGGAAGUCAAAACCCACAUUUUUAAUGAUCCCUUUGUCCCAGCCAAUCACUCUGUUUCGACUGGAAAAGGGUCAAAAUACACACACGCAAGAUUUUUGUGACAAGGUCAAAAGUAAAGAAAGUACUGUGGUUUGUUUUGUGUCUGUCUAAAGGUCAAGAAAACUGACUACUCAGAAGUCAUCGUUUGAUUGUUACAGUGUGAAGGUACCCUAGAAGGAUCUCAGCCUAUCAGAUGUUUUGUAUGAUGCAAGAUGUAGAUCUUCCUACAUUGAGUAAUGUUACUAUUUUCACACAAAGAAAGAAUAUCCUGUGUUUUCAGAUCCAGUUGUUUUGUUUUUAUUACAACAAUGUCUAAAUGUCUUUGCAUGGUUUAAGCCUCUAGCACUGCCACUGACAGUCACAUGAAUGCUGAUGGGAGCAGUUAAGCCCCCAGAAACCGCCUGCAGCCCCCCCCCCCCCCCCCCCCCCCCCCCCCCCCCCCACACACACACACACACACAUGUAAAAAGUGUCUGUCUUUUACUUAAUAAGGAAGGCGCUGGCUGCGGACAUUCUGAUGCCAAGACCAAUUGAGUACCAAUUCUAAACACAAGCAUUCAUUGUCUGUGACGCUUCAAUGCUGUAGUGAGUUUUCUAUAUGGACUUGAAUAGAUUUGACAGAAAGAAAUGGAAGACAAAUCCAUUAUGCACUGAGCUAAAAUAUGUGAAUACUGUAUGGAGUUUAGCUGUUUUAUUUUUCUUAAUGUAAGUAAGACUAUGCUGUAGCGCCAUGUUAACAUUUGGCAAAGUGUGGUUAACAUUCUGCAGCAGUUUGUUCUGCUCUUUUUGAAGCACUCUGGGGGAAAAAUGGGACUGGGACCAAAGCUCCUUGGUACCCUUCUUUUACUUGAUCUUCUUCCAGCUGAAAAGCCACUUCUUUGCUGUACUUGAGCGAGUACUUUUUUCCCCCUUCCUGGCAAUUAAUUGUUCCUUUGCUCUUGUCAAGUGACUGAGAUAGACAAAUAGUACUGUGAAAAAGGCUCCGGUUUGUUACACUGAAUACCAGAAAAAGUGUUGCAUCAUGUUGUUUAGGAUACUUCUCCCCGAGGUGAAAAUUUCUUAAGCAGUGCAGUCAUAUGACCUUUAGUGAAGUCUCACUAUUGUCCUCAUCAUAGUUAUCAUGUGGUUCAGGCCACACAUUUCUGCUGCCACGAGCUAUUAUGACUAUAGCCCCCUCUGCUCGCCCACAGAAAUCUGUUGGACAGAUUUACUGUGUCGCCGCACUAAUGAGUGAAAUCCAUCCUCCUCUUCCUGUUGAAAAUAACACUUGUGAAAAUGUUGGUCAUGCGACUGUGCCUGCUUGUUGUGAUUGUUUAAAGUUAGAUACGUGUUUGUGGAAAGGAGGAGGAAAGUAACAUUUGUUGUGAUCCAACCCGUGGCUCUCGCAUGAGAUUAUUUCAGGUCAUUUUUCCUGCUUUUCCACAUUUGUUUGAGCUGAGCUAUACUUUACUGUUUCAGUCUGAGUUUACUGUCGGUCUAUCUGUCUCUACCUCCUGGUUGUUUUUCAAUGUGAGAGUCCCUCUAAAUCUGCCUGUCCUUCCUAACCUGUGCUCUCUAAACCCCCCGAUUAUAAAUGUUGUUCACGAACAUUAGGGAAUAAAAUCACAGCUCUGCUUGCUUCCUGAGCCACUUUGUUCCAGAUCAACUACUCAAAGCUGAUUUGUUCCCCCACAUGUCCACCCACCACAUGAUCACCCCCACACACACACAAAUGCACGUGCAUAGCAUAGCAUAGCAUAGCAGCAGCAGCACAAUGCUGGCUGGCUGGCAUUUCAGAUGGAAGUAAGCGAGUAUCUGCGUGUUCAUCCCUAAUCCCUGUUUAUGGAUGCAGUGUGUGUCCCACUGCCCUUCCCCCAUCUCUCAGUGUGUUACAGUCGAUGUGGCCCGUAUACGAUUCAUUUCAAACUCUGUUCCCAGAGAAUUACAGCCAGCCGUAAAAAGUUUAGCACAUUACUUGCAAAGUUUGAAGGCUGCUGUUUAAGUUGUUCUUUGGCUUGAAGAUGUAUUAAACCCUUUUCAUGAAGAUGUUAUGUUCUGUUUGAAUUGUUUACUCAUGCUUUAAUACCACUGUUCCUGAAUGCAUCUUGCUGCCAUUCAAAUAUAUAAAGGCGGGUUAUUGCUCAGUUUGUUUAUUAUGGUGCUUUGGCAAUCCUGCCAGUUGAUAAACCAAUAAACCACUCUGGAUUUAUAAUGUCA
Micropterus dolomieu (smallmouth bass) is the source of this 4729-nucleotide messenger RNA. RefSeq names its product immunoglobulin superfamily, member 8 (gene igsf8). The coding region runs from base 271 to 2184 and encodes 637 amino acids. The transcript has 8 exons. Lineage: Eukaryota; Metazoa; Chordata; Actinopteri; Centrarchiformes; Centrarchidae. The record is from RefSeq and is a predicted model, not a curated record.